AUGCACAACCAGAUCAACGCCUCAACGGGCAUGGACCAGGAGAGCCACCUUUCACCAGACAACACAUACGGCAACGACAACUGGGUGAACAUGAACUCAUUCCAGACGACCAUGUCCGACUAUGGAGGCGGCUUCGGAUUCAUCCCCCCCAUCACUCACGGGUUGCCCUCAGAGUCUCUGAACAGGAUGCCGCCGCCACCAGCUCCUUCGCAACCGAUACAUCAACAGCCCCAGGCUUCACAUACGCAACUGCCAAUGCUCAUGAUGCCUCAUGCGACGUGGCCGAGUAUGUUGACAAACCCGAAUAACUAUGGCCCGCCGCAUUCCGCUCCGCCAGUGGCCAUUCCCCCAAUGACGGCGCCGCUCAAGACAUCCAAGCUGCCCGCUAUCCAGACCACAUCGCAGCCCAGGAAGACGCUGACAGACGAUGACCGCCGCGCAAUGUGUCAGUACGCCGAAGAUCACCCCACCGCCAAGCAGACGGAUAUCGGUGCCAGGUUUGGCGUUGAGAGGAGCACUGUAUCCAAGGUCUUGCGAAAUAAGGACAAAUAUCUUAACUCAGAGGAGCGGAGCAGUUCUCCGGUUAAGCGCAACAAGGGGAAAGGCGCCGACAUUGAAAAGGCACUAACAAACUACCUCCGUAAGGCGCAGGAUUCGGGCAUCGCCGUGACCGGCGAAGACCUCAAGGAGAAGGCGCGACUCUUCUCGGCCAUGACUGCUGGAGAGCCGCUUCUCAAGCACAACACCUCGGCAUGGCUUGACAAGUUCAUGCUGAAGCACGGGAUAGGCCCGGCAGGAAGGUUGAUGCGUCGAGCCUCCGAGACCAACAUUGCUGAUAGCAUCCGCGCUUCGCCGGCUCUAACAACGUCUCAGCCUUCAAGCGCCAUUUCUCCUGCUUCACCCUCUGGGCAUCUCUCCCCGUCUCCCCUGUCGGCGAAUAAGAGCGACGAGGAAAAAGAGAACAUGAACAAUUUCAUGGACUUUGCUCCAGAUGGCGUCUAUAAACACUCCAACACGCAGAGCACGACGUCCUUAUCCAGCAGUUUCACAGACACAGCAGCGCAGCCUUUCUCCGGAGGCGCACUGAGUCCAACGAACUCGUUCAGUUUCUCUCCAGACCCCAAUAUGGGAGGCUUUCUCCCUGGAGAUCAAUCCAGGCAAAUCCCACCGCACGCCGGUGGUCCAGGUUUUCAACGACCCCGGAGUCAAACUUUCCCAACCCUCGAUCUGGAGUACCUGAACCAAUCUCAGUCUACGGAGCCCUUGACUCCAAAAUACCAUAUCUCGUCUGCCGCACCCUCCUCGACGAUUGAGCCGUCGGGGGGCGAGCCGGCCAUGCCAAACUUUAGCCUCGAUCAAGCCGUUUCCUCGCCCCGCCUUCGGCAUAGCAGCAGCAACAGCAGCAUUGCGGGUCGUUCGACGACUACACCGAUUACGACCAGCGCUGUUGGCUCGUCUCCCAGCUCGCCAACACAGGAGGAUGCGCGCAAGGCUGCCGACACUCUGUUGUCAUUCAUUACGAAUGCUAGCGGGUUCGCGGACAAGAACGAAUAUCUGAUUGUUGCCCGGUUGACGGAGAAGCUGCGCAUACAUCAAGGCCAACUGGCUAAGGUCUCGCAUGGGAUGGGAGGACUCUCGCGCAUUCCCGAAGGCGACAGUGAAAUGCCAAAUGCCCCCUCGGCCAUGAUCAAAGUGGAACAGACUAUGAGCGGUUAA
This is a messenger RNA of Canariomyces notabilis, 1716 nucleotides long. RefSeq lists its product as uncharacterized. Gene Ontology annotation, molecular function: DNA binding. Bases 1 to 1716 code for a protein of 571 amino acids. The transcript is spliced from 2 exons. NCBI's taxonomy places the organism in Eukaryota, Fungi, Ascomycota, Sordariomycetes, Sordariales, Chaetomiaceae. The record is from RefSeq and is a predicted model, not a curated record.